AUGAAAAAACAAGAAAGUUCUGAUUUUUUUUUUUCAGAAAGAAUUUUUGAUAUUUACUCUGUUUUUAAUGAUCCUUACGAGAAACAGUAUUUGAAAAAGUCUAUAAUAAAGGAUAUUCCUUCUGUUUUAUUAACACAUAUUCCAAAAUAUGAAAUUUCGGAUUUUCACCAGUAUUUAUCAGAAAUUUCCUCAGAAUAUGGUCGCUAUUCUUUAAGUAAGAAAAAUAAGGAUAUUAGUAAUUUUUGUGAGCCUGAGAUGGAUACUUCAAAGUUAGGUUUUAAUGAACAUAAUGUAUAUUCAUCGACGUGUUCUUCUAUAUCUUUUAAUGAAUCUUCUAAGUCUUUAAGCUCUAAAAAAGAAAGUUUUCCUUACGUUUCUUUGGAUAAAAUACCAGAAUCUAUAGAAAGCUCUUUGUCUUCUGUUCCUUCAGUUUAUUUUAAAUCUAACUUUGAACUUGAAAAUUCAAGAAUAUUUGACUUAGUUACAGAUAAUUCUACAAUCUUUGCUCAAAAUCCUAUUUCAGGAGAAUGUAAAACUUUCUUAAAUAAUACUAUUUUACAAGAAAAGUUAUCAUGGUAUUUGGAUAUUGUUGAAGUUCAUUUAAUAAAAGAAAUAAAUAAUGCAAGUACUUCAUUUUUUACAAUUAUAGAUUAUUUGCAGGAUUUAUAUAAAGAAUCUUCUACUUGUGUUGCUAGAAUAAAAGAAUUGAGGAAUAAAUUAGUUAAUAAUAAUAAUGCUUUAGUGGAACCUAGAUUAAAAAUUAUGGAGAUUAUGAAAAAAAAGGAAAAUUUAGCUAAAUUGAGUCAUGUUUUUAAACAUAUUUAUGAUAUUUUGCUUGAAUUAUCAGAAGUUCGUAAUUUAAUCAAGAAAAAAGAGUAUAUUUCUGCUUUGGAUACAAUAAACAAGAUUAAUGAAGAGAUGAAACAAAAUUUUGAUGACUCUGAAGAUAUACCUUUAUCAAAAAUUUCUGCUCUCUCAUCUGUUGUGAAAGAAUUAAAAAAUUUGACUGAAGAUAUUAAAAAUAAACUAUCGUUAGAAUUUGCAAAUUUAUUAAUAGAAGAUCAUAAGCAAAUUAUUGCAUCUGUUUCUUCAGAAGUUAUUUCAAAAUUUUAUUCAGAUUCUCUAAAAACAAAUGAAGUUAAAACUAUUAACUCAAAUUAUAUUAAUUUAGAUCAAGAUUUUCAAGAAAAAAUAAAAGUAAUAAUUGUAGGGAUUUAUAUGACAGAUUCUGUUGAAAAUUCCUUAGAAUAUUAUUAUGGUAUAAUUUUAAAAGAAGUUAAAAAUAUUAUAAUACAAAAUCUUUUACUUCAGGUUGAUAAUAGCCCUAUCAAUAUAGACGAAUUAUUGAAUCCAAUGACUAAAGAAUAUUCUAUUUUAGCUAAUUCAUUAAAAGAAAUGACACCUGAGGAUUUUCUUCAAAUGAUUGGCAUGAUUUAUGCUAGAAUAUAUUUAUUCAUAGAAAGAUUGUCAAUUUACCAAAAAACGAUUUUAGAUAUCACAUUAAAUUUAAUUAAUAAAUUCAAUUUUGCUAAUAAAUUAACAUCAAUGACAUCUAUAGAUAUUACUGAUAUUUUAGUAACUGUAGUUGAUGUUGUUCAAGUCGAAAUAGUAAAAGUCUUAAAUAUUAGAGCUCCUCAGAAUACUAAGCUUUUAGGAAACGAUAUUUUUCGUUUUUUUGUUUUACAUAAUCGUUUUUUGUCUCAAUGUGAAAUUUUAACUGGAAAGUUUGGAGAAUUGCUUCAAAAAACUGUUUUGUCUCAUAUUAAAGAAUCAAUUAAUAACUAUCAUUCUGAAAAGAUGUCUUUAGAAGUAUCAAUUCUUGAUAAAGAUCAAUGGAUUCCAGAAAAAGAAAUUACUGAGGAUUUUCAGAAUGUAGUUAAUUGUAUUAUAGACUCUGCUGUUCUUGAUCCAAUAUCAUGGAAAAAAGAUUUUUUGUUUAAUAAGAUUGAAAACUUAAAAUCUGAUGUUAAUUUUACUGAUACAGCUGGAAAAAAUUUGAAAUCAUUUAUUACUAUUAAAGAUGAGAAUUAUUUUGUUACUACAUCAUUAAUAUCUUUGUUUUUAAUUGUAGAAGAUUAUGCAAAGAUUUUAAUAUUGAUUCCCCCUCUUGCUUAUGAUAUAAGUAAUAAUUUAUUGGAAAUUUUAGAGUUAUAUAAUUUCAAAGUUUAUCAAUUAAUUUUAGGUGCAGGUGCAACAAAAACUUCAGGAUUUAAAACUAUAACAGCAAAACAUUUAGCAUUAGCUUCACAUUCAAUAUCUCUAAUUAUUUGUUUGAUUCCAUACAUUCUUGAAUUUAUGAAAAGACAUUUGGGAACUAUUAAUCUUUCUGAAUUUGAUCAAUUAGUAAAAGCUUAUAAAGAACAUCAAGAGCAAAUACACUUAAAAUUUAUUUCUAUUAUAUCUGAUAGAUUGGAUAUACUUAUUAAUUCGCCCUCAUGUGGAUUAAAAACGCUUGAUUGGUCAAAAGAAUUACCUAAAGCUGAAGAUGGUAGUCCGAAACCGCAUUCUUACAUAGAAUCCCUUGUAAGGGAUACUCUAACUCUUUAUAAAGUUUUAAAAAAAUAUUUAAAACAAGAUAUUACACAGAAUAUUAUCUCUGAAAUAUUAAACAUUUAUGUAAUUGUAUUGUCAAAGGAGUUUAGCAAUCUUUCUUUAGAAAUAGAAAAUUUAAAAAGUCACGUUUUAUUGGAUCUUAGAUACCUUGCUGAUAAUUUACGUAUACUUGGAAAUAUAGGAGAAGAAGCUGGAUAUAAAAUUAUUAAAAAUGUAGAAUCUAUGUUUGAAAAAAGUCAGAAAUGA
Molecule: messenger RNA, 2799 nt
Organism: Pneumocystis jirovecii RU7
Lineage: Eukaryota; Fungi; Ascomycota; Pneumocystomycetes; Pneumocystales; Pneumocystaceae
Exons: 7
Coding region: 1-2799 (932 amino acids)
Biological process (GO): Golgi to vacuole transport; retrograde transport, endosome to Golgi
Cellular component (GO): GARP complex
Molecular function (GO): syntaxin binding
Source: RefSeq, a predicted model, not a curated record